Molecule: messenger RNA, 3936 nt
Organism: Rhodamnia argentea
Lineage: Eukaryota; Viridiplantae; Streptophyta; Magnoliopsida; Myrtales; Myrtaceae
Product: disease resistance protein RPV1-like
Exons: 12
Coding region: 199-3936 (1245 amino acids)
Biological process (GO): signal transduction; defense response
Molecular function (GO): ADP binding; protein binding
Source: RefSeq, a predicted model, not a curated record
CAGCAUCGUUUAAUCACGCCCAGUAGAGAGUGCUGAGUGUUGUUAAUCCGACGUCGAAAGCUGAGAACCAGUGGAGAUCACAGCAGUGGGUGGACACUCCUCGGAUCUGGACCGUGAAAUCUGGCUAUCUUCUGAGGCUCUGCUCGAUCAAUCUCCUAUUUCAAAACAGAAUUAAGGAUCUCUUUGGUCAACCACCACAUGAUGUACAUCCAAUCAAGAAGAAGGAAACUGGUCUCUUCCUUCUCUUCCUUUCUCUCCAAUUCCUUUCUUCUCUUUUCCCUUCAUUUCCCUCUCGACUUAAAUUGUCAAUCAAAUUGCAAAAGAAAAAAUACAACUCAUUCAGGAGAUCCGAAUUCCGAGGCGUCUACCUCAUCGGCCCCUCCGCAUGGACGAGAUUACCAAGGCGGAGAGGAACAGCGGGAAGGGAAUAACUACGAAGUGUUCUUGAGUUUUAGAGGAAAAGACACUCGCAAUGGCUUCACUGAUUAUCUCUAUACUAGCCUUGUCGAUGCAGGAAUUCACGUGUUUAGAGACAAUAAUAAGCUCCGAGUUGGUGAUGAGUUUGGUCCGGAGCUUCUCCGCAGUAUUACGCAAUCUAAGAUUUCGAUCCCGAUUAUCUCGAUAAACUAUGCUUCCAGCAAAUGGUGCCUUCGCGAGCUUGCACAUAUGCUGAAAUGCAAGAAAGACGCAGGGCAAAUAGUGUUGCCCAUAUUUUACAAAGUGAAUCCCUCACACGUGCGGCAUCUUACGGGGAGAUUUGGAGAUGCUAUCAAUGCACAUAAAAAGAACUUGGACGAAAUGACCGCAAAGGAAUGGGAAGAAGCACUCAAAGAAGUCGCUGCCCUAAACGGAUGGGAAUCAGAGAAAGCCGAUAACGGGCAUGAAGGAGCAUUUGUUAAAACAGUUGUCAGAAAAGUUAUGAGCGAGUUGAAAAGACUGUUUUUGCUAAAUGUUCCUGAAGAGUUGGUGGGAACUGAUCAUACUGUGGAACGUAUUAUGAGCUUCAUAGAUGCUAAUAGUGAUAUGAUGAUUAUCGGAAUCUAUGGAAUGGGCGGCAUCGGUAAGACAACUCUUGCAAAGGUUUUAUACAACAAACUCUCUAGUCAUUAUGAGUAUCGUAGCUUCGUGGCAGAUAUUCGGGAAACAUCUAAGCAGCAGGGUAUUCCAUGCGUACAAAAGAAGCUCAUUUCUGACAUAGUAGGAGAACUGUGUGAUGUGUCUAAUGUUGACGAAGGAGUAAGUGUCAUCAAAUCUCGAUUUACAAGCAAGAAAGUCCUCAUUCUUCUAGAUGAUAUGGACGAUAAUGCUCACUUGAAUGCUUUGGUUGGGGACCAUAGCUGGUUUAAAGCUGGAAGUGUGGUCAUCAUAACAACUAGAAACAAGAGUAUACUAGACAAGGUUAGAGCAGACCAUAUGUUUCCACUCAACGAGUUGCCUUUGCAUCAAUCAUUGAUUUUGUUUAGCAGACAUGCAUUUCGAAAGGAUUCACCCCCGAGUGAUUAUAUGGAUAUCUCUCUUGCUAUUGUAUCUACUACUGGAGGCCUUCCCUUAGCUCUUGAAGUUAUAGCUUCAUUAUUAAGUGAAAAAACAAUAAAAGCAUGGAAAGAUACAUUAAAGAAACUAGAAGAAGUGCCUGCUAAGGAAGUGCAAGCGACGUUGAAGAUAAGCUACGAAGCAUUAGAUUAUGGUGAGAAACAGAUAUUUUUGGAUAUUGCAUGUUUUUUCAUCGGAGAAUCUCAACAAAGGCCAACUUAUAUGUGGGAUGACUGUGGCUUUUUCCCCGGGAGCGGGAUUGAUGUAUUGAGUCAUAUGUCCCUAAUUAAAGUUGAAGAAGACGGCACGAUACGGAUGCACGAUCAGCCGAGAGACCUUGGAAGAGAAAUUGUUCGUCUAGAAAAUAAGAAAGAAGCUCAAAAGCGUAGCAGAUUAUGGGAAUAUGAUGAUGCCAGCGAUGUGCUUUUCAGCAACAAGGGCACUAACAAGAUUGAGGCCCUUAAUCUCAAGCAUGAGGACUGGGGAGAUGAACAAACCUACACAGCUGAGCAAUUUAAAGAACUGACUAACUUGAGGUUCCUUCAAGUUUUCAUUACAAAUUUCGCCGGAGAUUUCCAAAACUUGCUUCCUCAAUUAAGAUGGCUUGAGUGGGAAUUUUGUCCCUGGGAUUUUCAAAUGGGCAACUUUCAACCAAAGAAAUUAGUCGUGCUUGAUCUUAGGGCGAGUGACAUUACGGAGGACCGGGGAGGAUGGGGCUCGCUCAAGAUUGCCACCGGCCUUAAAGUUCUAAACCUCUCGUAUUGUUGGUCUUUGACAACAACUCCCGACUUGUCUGCUUUUCAAAGCUUGGAGAUUUUGACUCUUGAAUACUGUUCGAAGCUAAAAGAGAUUCAUCCUUCUCUCGGGAACAUCAAAACCCUCGUCUCCUUAAAUGUCGAGGGAUGUUCGCAACUAAAGGAGCUACCUGUAGGAGUAGGUAGAAUGGAAGAAUUGAGGGAGCUUCUCUUGGAUGACACUGCUAUACAAGAUAUUCCUAUUUCAAGAGGUUAUUUGAUGAAGCUGCAGACUCUAAGUGCCUCAAAUUGUCAAUUACUUGCUCGACUUCCGGAUUCUCUCGGGAACAUCAAAACCCUCGUCUCCUUAAAUGUCAAGGGAUGUUGGCGACUAGAGGAGCUACCUCUAGGAGUAGGUAGAAUGGAAGAAUUGAGGGAGCUUCUCUUGGAUGGCACCGCUAUACAAGAUAUUCCUAUUUCAAGAGGUUAUUUGAUGAAGCCGCAGACUCUAAGUGCCUCAAAUUGCAAAUUACUUGCUCGACUUCCGGAUUCUAUGGGCUCCCUCGUGUCUCUGCAACGCUUGUUAUUAUCAAAUUGUCCCUCAUUGAGAGAAAUCCCGUACUCGAUUGGAAAGUUGGCAUGGUUGACCGAGUUGAAGUUAGAUUGGAGUGGGAUUGUGGAAUUACCCGACAGCAUUUGGAAUAUGCAGAGCUUGAGGAUCUUGGACAUUCGUGGAACUCGCAUAUUUGAAUCUGACGCCAUCAGAAUACUUGCAAAUAUCCAAAAGUUGAGAGCUUCGGGAUGCGAAAAUUUGGAAGGAUUACCCGGUGAACUGGUUUUGCUCAACACGGUCUCUCUUUCCCAAAACCUCGAGAUUCGAUCUACCCCAGAACUGCCUUCUUGCUUAUUAGCUCGAGUUCUCUCACGGCGUCUCAGGACUCCUCCUACCAACAACUUAGCCAUGGACUACCACACAGCAGAUUCCGAACGUGUCCCGAAGAGAUCAAAACCUUUUGGAAUCUCGGAUGGAGUGAGUAAUUUGCCCAUAAACAAUCUUCACGUCACAUUCAACAGCCAGAGCCCCGGUCAGAGUUCUUAUUCUUCGGAUGACUUGCCCGGAAAUGUAGUCAUGACCUUAAAUCAAGGUUCACCUGUUAAGAGUAUGGAUUUCCAUCCAGCGCAACAAAUUUUGCUGCUCGUCGGGACAGAUAUGGGUGAUGUCAUUGUAUGGGAGGUAGGCAGCCGUGCAAGGACCGCUGUAAGAAAUUUCAAGGUUUGGGAUCUAGGAACAUGUUCAAAGGCGCUGCAGGCAUCCCCGGCCAACGAUAGUAAAGCAUCGAUUAACCGUGUAAUGUGGAGUCCCGAGGGAAUCCUCUUUGGUGUUGCGUAUUCCAAACACAUAGUGCACAUAUACUUAUAUCUUGGUGGUGAUGACAUAAGGAACCACCUUGAGAUUGAGGCUCAUGUUGGAAGUGUCAACGAUCUUACCUUUUCAUAUUCAAACAAGCAGUUAUGUGUUGUUACCUGUGGUGAGGACAGGUCGAUCAAGGUAUGGGAUGCAGUGACCGGGGCUAAGCAACACAGUUUCGAGGGUCAUGAAGCACCUGUAUAUUCCAUGUGUCCACACCGCAAGAAAAAUACCGAGGUGUGUGGUUCAUUCGCUAACUAA